Mytilus californianus (California mussel) is the source of this 1525-nucleotide messenger RNA. RefSeq lists its product as uncharacterized. The coding region runs from base 121 to 1506 and encodes 461 amino acids. NCBI's taxonomy places the organism in Eukaryota, Metazoa, Mollusca, Bivalvia, Mytilida, Mytilidae. The transcript has 2 exons. The record is from RefSeq and is a predicted model, not a curated record.
CCUUAAUCGUCGCACUUCUACCGAAUACGUAUGGAGUCGCAGAUGACAUGGAUAGAUAUAGUAGCGUCCUUUUAAAAUAAGAAAUGAACUUAGAAUCCAGAACAUAAAUGACAAAGAGCUAUGCUGUGUUUGUAUCUUUCCAUACUUGCAAUAUGGAAGGGAAUUUUGUGUAUUCGAAGAAGGAGACGCUCCAAAAAUGAUAUCGAGUUAAAAACUAUCUGCGAAAAGGAUGUCAUUGAAAACGACGAAAAACGAGAAAAGAAAAAAUGUUCCGGAAAACAUUUUAUGCUCGGUCUUGUACAGUUCAUCCUUAUCUCUGGAACUAUGACCUUUUUUAUUUACAUGAUCAACGAGCGAACGGAAAAGUCCUGUGGACAACUUGAAAUUCCAGAUAAAUGGAAGUGUCAGUUUAACCAUUUUUUCAAUACUAACCACGACGAGAAAGUAAAUCAACAUUUCAACUGCCAAAGCGUGACCAAUAAAACAUAUGAAGAAAACUUGAAUGUUAUUCAUGGAUACGCUAGUAAUAUGUCGGACAAAAUUAAAAAAGUGUUAAACGUAAAAAAAUCUCAUUCUCCUUUGCUUGCUCUUUUCGAAAAUAAGACUAAAACUACAUUGGAACUGAAUUCUACAAUAUCUAAAAACGAAUCGAACGUAGACGACAAAUCACAUUUACCAAAAAUGAUCCAAAACGAGGUUAAGAGUUUCCUGUAUAUCAUCCAUAAAAUUGGCAACUCUCCACGUAAGUCUGACUUUGGAAAACAAUCGAAUAAACCGACAUCACCGGCUAUUGUUACCGCCAUGUCUGAUGAAAACAUAAGCGAGGGGAAAGCAUUUUUGAAGAACGUAGUACGUAAAAUAUAUCCUUUGCAAGACAUACAGAGAUUAGUGAUCUACGAUUUUGGACUGUCCAAAGAUCACAUUGAUUAUCUUACAACCAAGUGUUCCUUCUGUGAAAUAAGAGUAUUUCCUUUUAAAAAAUUUGGAAAUCUGACUAUUCACUAUGCGUUAAAGCCUCUGAUGAUAGGACUUUCACUUGAGGAAUUUAAGACCGUUAUUUGGGCCGAUCCCUAUAUUCGUUUCCAACCCGUGUAUUUGAGUAAUGUUGUAAAAUCUGCACAGAAAUAUGGUAUCCAAGCUGCUAAGAACUAUGAAAAUGUACGAAUUACUAAUCACGAUGUCCGGCGCAACGUUAUAAAAUAUUUGGAAGAGGAAACAUGCAUGGAUACUUUUGAUGAAAUACAGUCAAAAUUCUUAGUUUUCAGUGAGGACAGAUCGGCGUAUGAUAUCGUAUUGCCAUGGAUACAAUCUUCAGUUGGAUAUGGAGAAAUGUUGAAAGAAAAUGUAAAUCAACAUGCAAAGUCUAUUUAUAAUCCCGUGGAAGAAACUAUUUUAGAUAUAAUACUCAACCGUUUAUACAACAGAAAUAUGUCCAGUAUCUUAAUGGAUAUGAAUGAUUAUGUUUAUAUUGAUAAACAUGUUAUCUACAAUGCCGUUAUUCAUUAAAACAGUAAUGUUUACCUUC